CGUUCGUCAAGCCAUACUGUAUCUGACUGCCAACUUGGCUUAUUGUACAUGAAUUUUUAGAAGUUCCUCUUUGAAAUCAUUAUGGCACUCAGUUCUGAGGAAGCAAAUGCUUCUUGCACAGAGCCUUCGAAGGAAACAGAUGGAUUUUUCUUUCAACAGACCAUGUUGAGAAUCAAAGAUCCUAAGAAGUCUCUGGAAUUUUACACCAAUGUGUUAGGAAUGAGGUUAUUAAAAAAAUUGGAUUUUGAAGCCAUGAAAUUUUCGUUAUAUUUUAUGGGCUAUGAUGAUGCUGCCAAUAUUCCUAAAGAUGAAGGAGAAAGAACACUGUAUUGUUUUUCACAGAAAGCUACCUUGGAACUUACACAUAAUUGGGGUACAGAGUCAACUGAUAUGCAGUAUCAUAAUGGGAAUUCUGAUCCCAGAGGUUUUGGCCAUAUUGGUAUCGUUGUACCUGAUGUAUAUAAAGCUUGUGAAAGAUUUGAAUCCAUGGGAGUUCAGUUUAAAAAGAAACCAGAUGAAGGUGUUAUGAAAGGAUUAGCUUUUAUCAUGGAUCCUGAUGGAUAUUGGAUUGAAAUCCUUAAUCCAAAGAAUAUGAAAAACUGAAAACCUGUUACAAAUUAUCUGUUAUAUUUAUGAAUUUAUAUGCUGAUAGAAAAUGAACAUGAGAUUAUAGAAAUUGAUAGUGAACUCAAUGCCUAAUGUUAUUUUGAUUGAGUUACUAAUUGAAGGAAGAUAAAAGUCUUAUUCUGUGAGUUUUGUUGUCAAACUGUUUUGCCCACAAUCGAUCUCAGAGGUUAUGGAAUUUUCUGUUGCAUAACUACAUUUGUGAAUUAAAGAUAGAUUAUUACCUAAUUCAGUUUGGAGUUCCUGAUUGUUUAUAGAAGUACAUUAUUAUAGGUAUAUGCAGUUCAAGUUCCUUAUCAUUUUCCAGAAGACAUAUUUUAUGUCUGGCUUGUCUACAAUUAGAUGAAAACCUACCUAAGUCUGUAUUUUCUGAACUAAGGAUUAUCUAAACACAUAACUUAAAAAAGCUGUGAUGAUACAAGGUAGUUCCUACUAUUCAUCUUUCUCUACCAUAGUUUUUAAGCCACUUUUGAUUGGAUUGUUGAUUGUUUUUCAUACACAUUUUAUUUGAAAUUUGAUUGGAUAUGUAGUGCUAUGAUAUAAUAUAGAUAUAUUGAUUAUAUU
This is a messenger RNA of Lottia gigantea (owl limpet), 1188 nucleotides long. RefSeq lists its product as hypothetical. The record is from RefSeq and is a predicted model, not a curated record. Lineage: Eukaryota; Metazoa; Mollusca; Gastropoda; Lottiidae. The coding region runs from base 82 to 603 and encodes 173 amino acids. Gene Ontology annotation, molecular function: lactoylglutathione lyase activity; metal ion binding. The transcript has 6 exons.